Molecule: messenger RNA, 5458 nt
Organism: Psammomys obesus (fat sand rat)
Lineage: Eukaryota; Metazoa; Chordata; Mammalia; Rodentia; Muridae
Gene: Tepsin
Product: TEPSIN adaptor related protein complex 4 accessory protein
Exons: 13
Coding region: 7-1755 (582 amino acids)
Cellular component (GO): trans-Golgi network membrane
Source: RefSeq, a predicted model, not a curated record
AGCGCCAUGAUUGGAAGACCAAAGCCUGGCGGAAGCAGGGCAGGCUGGGAGUUUACCUGGACCAUGGCGGCCGCCCCGCCGCUGCGGGACCGCUUGAGCUUCCUCCACAGGCUCCCCAUUCUCAUGAAGGGGACCUCAGAUGAUGACAUCCCAUGUCCAGGCUACCUGUUUGAAGAGAUUGCCAAAAUUUCUCACGAGUCACUGGGUAGCAGUCAGUGCCUGCUGGAGUACCUCCUGAACCGCCUGGACAGCAGCUCUGGCCACGUGAAGCUCAAGGUGCUGAAGAUCUUGCUUUACCUGUGUGGUCAUGGCUCUUCCUCCUUCCUGCUCAUACUCAGAAGAAACUCUGCUCUCAUCCAGGAAGCCACAGCUUUCGCAGGACCCCCAGAUCCUCUGCACGGAAACAGCUUGUACCAGAAGGUGCGGGCAGCUGCCCAGGACCUGGGUAGCACCUUGUUCUCGGAUGCCAUGCCGCUGGCUCCCUGCCAGCCACCCCAAGCCCCGCCUCCAGCAGGCAUGGGCGCCCAGGCCCGACCUCACAGUGCUCUGCAGGGCUUCGGCUAUAGCAAGGAGUCAGGCCGGUCAGGCUCUGCAGGCGAAACCCUCCUGUCCACGAUCCAGAGGGCUGCAGAGGCCGUGGCGAAUGCAGUGCGUCCUGGGCCUGAUAAUCCCUGUGCCCAGGGACCCUUUCCACGUGCUGACACCUACCAGCCCGCAGUGACACCGUCAGCCGGCCACACACUUCCCAGCCCCGGGAAUCUGCUCCCUGGGGCCAUCCUGGGGGCCCGAGCUGUGAAGCACCAGCCGGGGCAGGCUGGAGGAGGCUGGGAUGAGCUGGACAGCAGUCCUAGCUCCCAGAGCUCCUCCUGCACCAGCAACCUAAGCAGGGCCUCGGAUGCAGGCAGUCGGUCCGGCAGUGACAGCCACUCUGGCACCAGCCGGGAGCCAGGCGACCUGGCAGAAAGGGCUGAGGCCGUGGCCCCAAGUGACUGCCAGCAAGAGCUGAGUCUUGUGAGAGCUGUGACACAGGGACCGCGAGUCUUCCUGAGCAGAGAGGAGACACAGCACUUCAUCAAAGAGUGUGCGCUGCUCAACUGUGAGGCUGUGCUGGAGCUGCUCCUCCGCCAGCUGGUCGGGACCAGUGAGUGUGAGCAGAUGAGGGCGCUGUGUGCCAUCGCCUCCUUUGGAGGCGCCGACCUCUUGCCUCAGGAGCACGUCCUCCUCCUCUGCCGGCAGCGGCUGCAGGAACUUGGUGCAGGCAACCCUGGACCUGUGACCAACAAAGCCACUAAGAUCCUGAGACACUUUGAAGCCUCCUGUGGACAGCAGCUGCCUGCCCGAAGGCCCUGUGCCCAGCUGACCUCUGCAGCCACCCUUGUGGGCCCAGCCGACCUGCUGACCAGCCCUGUGCCUCCCCCCGAGAGCCAGGUCUUCCUCCAGCCUCUUAGCUCCACCACAGCGGUGCCCGCUCCACUCCCAGACCCCUUUCCCCCUCCAGCCCUGGAGGGUGCCAGUGAGCUCAGAACCCAGUUGAUACGUUCUGGUGGACAGGGGACAGGACCUGAGCAGAGCCCGGAGAACAUAGACACCCCAAAGGGCAGCUCCAGCUCGUGCCUGGGGAGCCCCAACUCCUUGUUUUCUGGCAUGGAGCUGGUGGCCUGCCCCAGCUCCCGGGAUCUCCAGCCAGGUUUACAGAAGGUCACCACAGAACCUCCAGCUUCAGAGCCAUCAGCUUUUGCAUUUUUAAACAUGUGACUCUGGCCCCAGGACCUCAUGUUCACCUCAUGGUUCUUGAGUAUCUUCUGGCUGUCCUCCUGUCCCCUCUGACCCCUUCCUUUCACCUAGGAAACAGCAGUCUCCGGGGCAGGAGAGCCCUGGGUGGGCCUCCCAGUGGUCAGAACGGUCAUUGAAGACGGUGUAUUGGCCCUUAGCGCUGACCAGCCAAGAGGGAAGCAUGAAGAGCGGGUCAGUUGGUGCUUCAGAAGAUGUCUGCAACCCAUUGCUUCUUGGGAGGUUGACUCUGGCCGUGCUCCUGAGAUUGGCUUCUCUUUCUGGCAAGACCCCCACAGACCGUCGUAGCAGUAGCUGGAGACACCGGAGGUUUCCUGCUUCGUGCAGUGCAUCUGCAGGGCAGUGUUUCUCCAGGGCUGUUGGCCACAGCCCUUCCGCCCUGUGCUGCUGUGUCUCUAGGAGGCCGAACACAGAGGCCAACCCCCCAACUCCCAGGCUACCUCAGUCCCUGUCCCACCUGUCCCUUUGCUAGGUGCUGGCAAUGGGUGUAUGGACUUGAGUUCCUGUGGUAGCAGCUGGUGGGUAGCAGGGCCGCAGCGCUGCCCUCGGUGUCCCUGGGCACGCCCCGUCUGCCUGUCCCUCAGAAGUGCGUGCGAGGUAAGGGCUGGAAACAUCGACCUGUUCAGAGUCAUGCUUUUCAUCUCCUGUCCUUCCUUAGGGAGGUCACAGCAGCAAGAGCCACAGCCUUUGGGGAACUGGGGGGACGGGUCGGCCAGGGAGUGUUGUCUACUGUGGUGUAGAAGGUCUGGCUCUCAGCUUCCUCAGCCGCGUGCCCUGUGGCCAUUUCUGGACCUCAGCCUGCCACAUCUUUCUGCAGACCACGGUUAGUCUAGUGAACCCCCCGUCCGUGUCAGAAGAGCCCGUGAGCUGCCACGUGCACUCUCCCCGGCAGCAGCGUUGACGCAGCCGGUGCCGCUCUGGCGGGGCACACUUUUCCUAAGCAGGACGGGCAUUCCUCCUCGGGCGCUCGGUGGGACCCCUCAGCGGUGCUGGCACCCUCGGGACACACAGUGAGCGUGGCUGCAGAGGCAGCUUGUCUCGGUAGGCGCUGAGCUUGUGAGCCUGGGGCCUGCGUGUGUUAAGCAAGUGCGGUCCCAGCUCGGUUCUCCCAACGUGCUGGACCGAUGCCAGCAUUUCCAGGAAGCGCCAGCUCAGUGCCGAAGGUGACCUGGGAAAGAACGCUCUCUGCAGCCCCUGCAGGGUGCCUUUCCCGGGAGUCUCCCUGUUGCCCCCAGGGCAGGAAAACCUUUGCACAGGUUCAGCUGAUGAGUGAGGGGGUUCCAUGGGGUUGCAGGAGCAGGGGAAGGCUUUCGGCAGGUGUGCCACUGAAGGGCGUCCUUUUCCGUUGUGCUCACACACGGGGGUGGGGAGUGCCACUUGUGGUUCCUCUCCUCCUGUGAGGGAAUGGUAACACACUUGAUACUGUGCGGGUCUCCUGUGGCCAAGUUCAAGACAAAUGCCGUGUCCAGAGGACAGAGUUCACCAUGGCUGUGCUAGCCUGGCAUCGCCCAGGUCUUAACAGGUAGAAUGACAGAUGCACACAAAUACGGUCAGCGGCGACGCCCACAUCCGAGAGGCAGAGCCUGGGCAAGUGCUGACAAGCUGAGGUCACUGAGCCACAGCUUCGGUCACGUGGCUUUCUGCAUGCGUGCAUGAGGAGGUGGUGGCCGCCAGUGGCGGUGCUGAAGCUAUCAGUGUGUAAAAACUAAAGCAUCUUGGCCCAUACCUCAGAAUUCACAGAAAUUUAAGGUGAACCGUAGCACACCAGGCGUGGUGGUUGCCCCUCCAACCCCAGCACUCAGGAAGCUCUGGAUUUGCGGCCCGUCUGGUUGGUCUACAUAGGGAGUUCUAGGCCGUCCAGGGCUGCAUCCCAAGACCCCCCGAGAAGGAAGAACCAUCAAAGGGUAAAAGCUUUGAAUGCCAUUGUUAAGGGAAUGGGAAGAUGAGCCAAACACUGGGAAACAGUAUUUUUGGGUCAAUGUCUUGUGCAGACUGUGGUGGAAAGUUUGUGCAGAGCACACUAGGACCAGUGAGAGGGCCAGGCUGGUGCCACGAAGCGUGACAACCGGAGUGCAAUCCUGGGACACACAGCAAAAAAGGAAAACAUCCUCACUCUACCUGUGCGGAUGGCAUGAAUGUGCUCUCAUGCACACAGACAAAACCCAGAACUAGAAAGCCACCCAAAUUACAAAGAGGGUAAAGGAUGGACAGGAAGACAAGUGAAGACAGCAGAUAAGCAUACUCGGGUCACCCUCUGAGUAAACCAUGUGGCUUACCAACACCAGUAAUGUGACUGAAAAACCAGACCCUGAACAGACACCAACUGGAGCUCACACGGCACUGGCCGUGUGGUGUCUGGGAGACAUUUUGGUGGUUUCUUAAAUAGCACCAAUUCCUGUCCUAGGAAUUCACAGAAGACAAGUGAAAGCCUGUGUUCACACAAAGGCCAGUAAGUGUUUACAACCGCUCUCUCAUCACAGUCGCUUAACCGUGGGAAAGUUGCUGGGUCACUCUAGAGGCAAGUGAGCUGCCCUGUCUGCUACAGCCCAGAACACAGCAACGGCAGGGUGACUCCCCAGGCUUGCAGAUGGACCGGGAAGACACUGUGCCUUCAAGUCUGUGACAGUCAAGAAAACAGAAGGUCUAGGCAGCUGGUACCAGAACAGCUGGGUUAGACAAGGACGGCCCACAGGAGUUUGCAUGCUGGGAGAGCGACUACAACCGUGCGGGGCUGCUGUACACCAAAGGAUGGGAAUCCUGAUCCUGAUGAAUCAAACCUUUCUGUUUUUAAAAAGCCACCAGUGUUUUACACGCACUUGCGGUGAUAGGCAGUGGUGGUGCACCCCUGUAAUCCCAGCCCUCGGGAGGCAGAGGCAGGCGGAGCUCUGAGUUUGAGGCCAGCCUGGUCUACAGAGUGAGUUCCAGGACAGCCAGGGCUACACAGAGAAACUUGAAAGAAAGCAUUUCCUUUUUUUUCUUUUAGAACGGAAUUGGGUUUUAUUAUUCACAUAUUUCAUAGAGGGUUUAGUAAACAGGGUGGAACUAUAAAAAAAAAAAACCCUGGGUCAUCCACACUCCUGUUUACACGUGGGGCAGCCCUGUCCUCAGCGACUGCCGCUUCCCUGCAGACACCUCCCAGGGUGUCUGGGAGCAGACACCAGGGCUGCGGGCGGAGCAGGAGCAGUUGGCGGCCCUUCGAGAUCUGGCAAAGUUAGAGCUGCCGUCAGGCUGCUGGCAGCCUUGGUCAGCACUUAGCGGUUCUGAGAGGAACUGGGGUUUAGUUCCCAGCUCCCACAUGGCAUCUUACAACCGUGCAUACGCCAGUACCAGGGGAUCCGGCACCCUCAACGGCGCAGAAACGCACACACUAAAUCUUAAAGAAAAGAAAGAAAACGCCAGGUGCGGUGUCACUUUGUCAUAAUUUCAGACGUAGGAGGUGAAAGCAAAAGGAUCAGCUGUUGAACAUUCUCAGCUAUUAACGAGUCUGACCACAGCCUGGGCUACGCGCUGAAGGAAUCCCUUAAGACAAAUGGCUCAGUGGCAGAGCCCUUGUUUAGCACGGGCGAGGCCCUGGCCCACCAUCCUAAUAUCCACGUCCACGUGCGCCUGUGCACAGGCACACACACGCGCGCGCGCAUAAAUCAAUAAAUACAUGUGGAUCACUUCA